This is a messenger RNA of Carassius auratus (goldfish), 501 nucleotides long. Its product is annotated as U3 small nucleolar RNA-associated protein 4 homolog. Gene Ontology annotation, molecular function: RNA binding. The transcript is spliced from 5 exons. Lineage: Eukaryota; Metazoa; Chordata; Actinopteri; Cypriniformes; Cyprinidae. Gene Ontology annotation, cellular component: small-subunit processome; 90S preribosome; t-UTP complex. The record is from RefSeq and is a predicted model, not a curated record. Gene Ontology annotation, biological process: maturation of SSU-rRNA from tricistronic rRNA transcript (SSU-rRNA, 5.8S rRNA, LSU-rRNA). Bases 1 to 501 code for a protein of 166 amino acids.
AUGACUAAUGAGGACAGCCUUGUUGCCGGGACAUCAGAAGGAAUUGUGGUCCAGUUCCAGUUCGUCUCUAUGGUUUUGGGAAAGGAUGACAAAGAAUGUGUCAGAACCAGAACAUUUAAGAACCCCACGCAUGACAUCAGAGCUGUGGCAGAGAUCGCGACGGCUGUGGUGUCAGGAGGUAUGGAUGCACAGCUGGUUGUGAGACCUUUAUUAGACAAGAUCGAAGUGAGGUCAGUGGCCUCGGCUUUGAGAAAGAUUCACUUUCCACAUCCUCUGCCUGAUGAAAAAACUCAGUUCUACAAUCAGCUACAAUCAAGAGCCUCACAGAGGAACAAAGGAAAUCUCACAGCCAUGCAUUCAAAGUCUGCAAGACCUUCAAGGUGUGACAUCCUGUGUGUUGAGCUGAUGCCGGAUCAGUCUCUGGUUGUGGUUGAGCGCCCUCUAGAGGACAUCGCCACUCAGUUGCCUGCACCCAUCAAACAAAAGAAAUUUGCCACAUGA